AACUUUAAUGAUCGAGCCGCAACCGCGCAGCUGCAGGCCGCAGACGCGCAGCGGUCGUGAUGCAGGACGCCUGGUCUCACUUAGGUCCGCUGCAGUGGAUUCGUUUCGUCAACAAACAAAUAAAAGUGACGGCGGGAAAAGAUGAAGAGCGCCGGGGCUGGCUCGUGACCGUGGACCCGGUGUCCGCGAGUCUGGUUCUUGUGGACUUCAGGGAGGACGGGAAAAUGUCAGUGGACAUAGUGAUGGGUCACGCUGUGGAGGAGGUGCAGGUCUUACAGGAGGCUGAUAGUGAGACCUUAGACCGCCUCCAGAACUCCUUUGUCCUCCCAAAGACCUGCAGCCUGGAUGCUGAGGAGCUGAGGAGGAGAAGGGGGUUCCUCCAGAGCUGGAUCCAGAAGAACCGAAUCCCAGUGGAGGAGGAGGGGGAGGAGCUGAGGGUGGCGGGGGUCCUGACCAUCAGGGCCCCGUACAGACCAGAUGAUUGCUGUAGCUCUAACCAGAUCAUUCUGGACCGCAUCCAAAAACUGAUCCAGAAUCUGAAUUAGUUCCGUUGACUCAGCUCCGUCUCUGAACCAAUCACAGCGCAGUAAAUCAAACCUUAAGUCAUUAAAUAAAACCUAUUUGAUAACUCGUCUGUCCCGUGUCCUCAGAAGAUGCUCGUUAUACUUUUCACUAAUUGUUUGACUUUUAUUUUGACAGUCCACCAUUUCCUGUGUGUCUUUAUUUUGACAUAACUAUAUUUCUUAUAAAACCUUUAUUUUGACAGUC
This is a messenger RNA of Solea solea (common sole), 768 nucleotides long. RefSeq names its product gem (nuclear organelle) associated protein 6 (gene gemin6). Gene Ontology annotation, biological process: spliceosomal snRNP assembly; spliceosomal complex assembly. Lineage: Eukaryota; Metazoa; Chordata; Actinopteri; Pleuronectiformes; Soleidae. The coding region runs from base 60 to 545 and encodes 161 amino acids. The transcript is spliced from 2 exons. Gene Ontology annotation, cellular component: nucleus; SMN complex. The record is from RefSeq and is a predicted model, not a curated record.